GGGUAAUAUAGGAUGUGUUCUCCCUUUUGUCAAGAGAUGGUGAACAUCUUAGAGGAGAAAUGCUCAAAACAGCGAAAACUUGGUUUAGUUGUAACAACCUAAAACUAAAUGAGUCAAAAACACAGAACAUAGUAUUCAGUUCAGAUAAAUGGUCAUUAAAAUCAGAACCAGCAAAAUUACUUGGUAUCACUCUAGAUACAAGUUUAAACUGGUCUAAUCACAUUGACAACUUAUGUGGAAGACUCUCCUCUCAGAUAUUUGCCAUGCGGCAGCUAAGGACCUCUCUUGAUAAUAAAACAAUUACAACCGUGUAUUACGCAAUGGUCCAUAGUGUUAUGUCAUACGGCAUCUUACUGUGGGGAAAUGCACCCAAUUCGUUCAAGGUAUUUAAUUUACAGAAGGCUGCUGUCAGGACCAUUGAUAUGGUACCAUAUGAUGCACAUUGUGGACCACUGUUCCAUAAGUACAGGAUUCUGCCCUUGCCUUGUGUUUAUGUCUUAGAAUCACUGGUCUUCAUUCACAAAAACAUUAAGAAUUUAAAAACGCACUCAGACAUUCAUUCAUAUAACACAAGGAAUGGACAGAACCUAAUUGUACCGUUCUCAAGGAUACGAUCAACCCAGGUCAAUAAGAUAGACCUUAAUCUAUACAAUAAAUUUAUAUGCAUACAUAAUGACAACACUAUAAAAUCAAUGAGCAUUAACUCAUUUAAAAAAUUGGCAAAAAACUUUUUACUAAAACAUUGUUUUUAUAGUGUUAAUGAUUUUAAAAAUUUUAUAAUGUAACAUUAUGAUUUAAUAUUUAUG
Molecule: messenger RNA, 806 nt
Organism: Psylliodes chrysocephalus
Lineage: Eukaryota; Metazoa; Arthropoda; Insecta; Coleoptera; Chrysomelidae
Source: the annotation of a GenBank genome assembly